GUAUAAACAGAAUAUUUGAUGUAAAAUCUCUCUAGAUAGACUUAUUUAACUAUAAUUGGCUCAUAAUAAGUGCGAUGGCCUCCGUAUAGGAUCGGAGGCUGUGGGGGGCGUCCCACACACCAGUGCUGCUAUGUAAUCAGAAUGAGAUGUGUGGACAGAGCGAGGAGAAUGAGGGCCGCCAGCUAAAACCAUUAAUACAGCUUUAGCCACACAUGAUUGAAUUGCACCGGUUAAAGUCAUUAACUAGCGUCUGGAUGAACUUGUUCCUCCGGGGGUGGUGGGGGUGUGAGUGGACUGCUCUCAGGGAGAAAUAAGACAUAAGACCAGCGCUUAUAUCCUGUCCCAGUGCAGAAGAAUGGACUAAACGCUUUGACCGGAUGACAAAUGGGCCAGCGGUGCCUCCUAAUUGCCCCUUCUAUUUGCAGUUCAUUCUUAUCAAUUUGCAUUCCUAACCUCAAGCGGCUAAUCGGCCAUGGGUUUCCCUCACGUCUGUCUAUUUUUACCCCGGAGCGAGAGGUAGAGUGAAGUGAGGCAGAAUGGGAGCACUAAUGCCGGAGGGAGGAUUUGAACUAACGUGGCUGAGCAUGCACUAACAGACUUCAGUCAUUCUCAGUUAGCUCAUGUUAGCCUGUGCAUCUGAACUGUUGCUCGCAUUAACCCCUGCCAAAGCACAGCCGCCUGGCAGACUGUGAAUGUGAAUACUGUGUGCUUUGCAUCCCUAACUCCUCUUCCCUCCAUGUCUGUUCAGCUUUCUCUUUCUUUUUCUCCACCACAUCCUGUUUCCCUCAUCGCUACGUCAUUUCAUCCCACUAGCCCACGGGGAUGCCAUCGCCUACCACAUUAAAGAAGUCAGAGAAGUCUGGUUUCAGCAGCCUUGUGCCUUCGCAGACCGCUUCCCCUCGAACGGCAUUCACACACCAUCAUCGACCUGUCAUUACAGGACCCAGAGCGAGUCCUCAUGCCACGCCGUCAAGUCUUCAUUUCCCGACGUCGCCAAUCAUCCAGCAGCCUGGCUCGUACUUCCCCCACCACGCCAUCCGCUACCACCCCCAGGAGACGCUCAAGGAGUUUGUCCAACUUGUCUGCCCUGACAGUGGUCAGCAAGCUGGACAGGUGGGCUUCCUUAAUCCCAACGGGAGCAGUCAAGGGAAGGUGCACAACCCGUUCCUGCCCACCCCCAUGUUGCCGCCUCCUCCGCCUCCCCCGAUGGCGCGACCCGUGCCCCUGCCCGUGCCAGACUCCAAACCUCCCUCCACCUCCACCGAGGGAGGCGGUAACUCCCCCACCUCGCCAACCUACUCCACACCGAGCACGUCUCCUGCUCAUCGCUUUGUCAGCGUGGGCCCCAGAGACCCCAGCUUUGUAAAUAUCCCUCAGCAGCCUCAGUGGUACCUGGGCUAAAGACUCCCGACACGGACCGGCCGCUCCCGAGGUCACAUGACCACCCCCUCUGUCUCCCCUGAGUACGACCCGCAAACAUGUACACCAGUCUGAACAGAGAGAAGCCACUUGCUGCCCCAGUACCGGACAGACCCAUAGCAUGGCUCCAGCAGAACCCCGCCAAGCCCUGGAACAAGAAGAACCGACUCAACGCGCUUACACCCACUUACUAUAUAUCUAUAUAGUCCAUAUGUAUUCUUCCAUAUGUAUGGUUUAUAUGCCUAUAUUCAUAUAUAGUAGCUGUCCAGCUCUUCUGAGGGUGGAGCUCGAAAAAAAAAAAGAAGAGCUUUCUUUUCUCGGAAACGUGCACGUUUUUUUUUCUUUUGUUUGUUUUUGUUGUGUUUUUGGUUCACCCUCACAGAUAGACGAGGAAAACAUAACAUGACGUAAUCAAAGAGCUUCCCGCUUCUGUGCCUGUGGUCUUAAAGUGAAUUCUAAGGCAUUUCCAACGCAGUCUGUGGCCAAGGGUCGCAUACCCACAACCACCCGGAGGUCGGAGCUCUGCCUUUCAAUCACUCGUGUUUUGACGGAUCAAUACGGUUUUCGUAUCGGUGAACGUUGGAGGUUUCGCCUGGGUCAGAUAUGCCACCAGCUAAAAAUCUCUAUUGCGUCUGCUGGCCAGGACCAUUUCCUCCCCUUUCCACCAUCAUCACCACCACCAUCAACACACCAUGUCAGAUCAAGAACUUUCAAGGACUCAACCAAACCCAUUUUUUCAGUUGUUUUGUGUCAUGUUGGGGCAGGCGAUGAAGAAGUCAUGAACGGUGAUGUUUGAUACCAGGUCAUUUUACGGUAUGCUAACGGGAGAUCUCCCUCCCCACUUGGAGGCAUGUUCAUAUUUUGUGUUUUUCGUACAAAAAUCAUCGCGAUUCUUUCUAAUCUUCCUAAACCCCAGCGGAAGGUCUGUCACACACCAAGGGCCAAGUGAAGGUUCGAUCUUCCAUAAACUGCAAGAAAAGGUUAACCGUGAAUACUGAAUUGAGGAAAGUGCAAUUUUGUUGGGUAGAUGUUGGAUUGUUAAAUAUCUUUGUAAGAUAGAUCGUUGAAGCGAUUGUUGAAAAGUAUAUAUAUAAAUAUAUAUAUUUUUCUUCCUAGUCCGUUCACACCUCCAGGACUCUAAAAUAUCGGGGUACAAAAAAGAAAAAAAAACACGUAAAGAGGAAAAUAGAACAAAUAGCCUUGUGAGAAAUAAGGGGAGCUGUAAUUGAUUUUUCUGUUGUUGUUUUUUAUGUGUUUGUUUGCUUGUUCAUCGAUUGUUAGCAUUGUAGAACAAAUAUCCCUUUAAGAAAUAUCAACGUUUAAACAAUCAAUUUAGUUCAUUUCCAAAACGCUACAGCAAAUAUUUUAAUUUAACCGAGCACAUAAUGAAAUACGUAAGAAAAUUAGCCGUUUGCGAAAUCAUGAAUGAAAAAAUCGACUGUUUAAAUGCGAACGCAAGAGGCGAAAUACGGAACUAACUUCCUCGCUGACACUUUCAAAAGCGUCGCGCAAAAAUGUGAAGAUCCAGCUUCCCUCGCAUGCCAUUUUUGUUGUUUUUUUGAGUUUUUGUUCGUUUCCUGUACGAAACAUAUAUAUAUAUAAAUAUAUACACUUACAGUCUCAUCCACCGUCGAUCAAAGCUCAGUAAAGUUUAAAAAAAAAAUUUUAAAGAAAAUAAUCUGCAUGUUCUAGUGUUAGUGACAAAUUUUUACAUAGAUUACGUAGAGUUAAAGUAGUGUGAAAAACAUUGUAAUCCCAACAUCGAGCACUUGCCGAUCAAGUAUUUGUUUGGUCCUUUAAAAAAAGGGUAUUUUUACUGCUGUUCUCACAAUCAACCAGCUAAACAUCUCUCUGACUCUUCUUAGGUUGUCGUCAUUUCUAUAAAGUCUCCCUUCCUCCUUUAUUCCCGUCAGAACAAUCGUUUUCAUACGUACGCACUUCAUCGUCCCUUUUCCAACUGCACGAACAAUUCCACAUCGAUGUGCCUUGAGCGAUGGUCUAGUUCUGAGUUAUUGCACAAGCUGCAAUGUGGAGAUGUGAAUAUUUUUUUACCUUAUCAUCCCACCUUCCACAUGUAGUCAUUUGGAGAGAGUCAAAUUAGUGCUAAUUGAUAAUACACAGUAUUGCUCUCCAUUUAACUACAUAUCGCCACUUUCGGUCGUCCGUUGCUUCGAAAAUCCCAUCGUUUACACUUCAAUCAGUUGAAAGUCAAUCAUUCGCCCGAGAAAAUGCGUAACGCGAAGGUUUUUGUGUCAUCGUGCCCUUUUUUCUCCAAUUUAACAGUAGUGUAUUGAUAUUUAUGGAUGUUGCUGCAAUUUCUAAAUGACGACUACUUUUUCUUUUUUCGGACUUCCUGGAUUUUUUUUCGUUCCCAGAGAUGAAUAAUGAGGAAAAGAUUAAUAUGCAAUACUUGCUUGCACUCAUGUAGUCAUUUUUGAUUUUUUUUUUACCACCAAAGUGAGCACUUGACAGGUCAAGUGGCUGAACGUCAGUGUGUUUUUCAUGCCCAUGACACGAGAAAAUGCCAUUGAUCAGCCUCACUUGGGUUUCACACAAACAAUCAUCAAUGUUUUCGCAUACUUUGUUUUUUCGGUCAAUCAACCAAGCCUUAAAAACGAGGAAACGUCCUUUCCAUCACAAACACACAAAAGCGAACACGUCCAGGACAAAAAAUAUGCCCAGUUUUUGUACAUUUUGACAAAGUUCCAUGUUAUAUUAAUUGUUUACCUGUUUAUUUUCUAUUGCAUACAUCAUUUAAGAAAAAACAAAAAACGAAUUAUGGGGACGAAUUUCCCAGGCAUAUGAUGUGAUGAUUUAGUAGUUACACUUGUGUGGGGUUUUUUUAGCGUGAUUUUUUUUGUCAUUGUCCUUGCCUACCCUUUAGAAAUGAGUUGGGCAUUACUUUCUUAAUCGUAUGCACUAAAUAUAAAAUAAUGACAAUUGUGAUAAUUGAGAAAAAAAUUCAAAAAAAUACAAACAAAAAAAAGCUUCCAGGGCUUAAAAGAGCGAAGGGAAACACGAUUGCACGGAUAUUUUUUUUUUUUU
Messenger RNA from Sinocyclocheilus rhinocerous, 4464 nucleotides. RefSeq names its product nuclear factor 1 A-type-like. The transcript is spliced from 6 exons. Gene Ontology annotation, molecular function: RNA polymerase II cis-regulatory region sequence-specific DNA binding; DNA-binding transcription factor activity, RNA polymerase II-specific. Bases 823 to 1401 code for a protein of 192 amino acids. The record is from RefSeq and is a predicted model, not a curated record. Lineage: Eukaryota; Metazoa; Chordata; Actinopteri; Cypriniformes; Cyprinidae. Gene Ontology annotation, biological process: regulation of transcription by RNA polymerase II. Gene Ontology annotation, cellular component: nucleus.